UUGCAGGCACCCAAAAAGGCAAAGAAGAGGGCAGAUGGAGGAGCUGGUUCUAAUGUGUUCUCCAUGUUUGACCAAUCCCAGAUCCAGGAGUUUAAAGAGGCCUUCACCAUCAUGGAUCAGAAUCGGGAUGGCUUCAUCGAUAAAAAUGACCUGAGAGACACCUUUGCUGCCCUGGGUCGGCUCAACGUCAAGAAUGAAGAGUUGGAAGCCAUGGUGAAGGAGGCCCCUGGUCCCAUCAACUUCACCGUCUUCCUGACGAUGUUUGGUGAGAAGCUGAAGGGCACAGAUCCAGAAGAGACCAUCUUGCAUGCUUUCAAGAUUUUUGAUGUUGAAGGAAAAGGUGUCCUUAAGGCAGACUUCAUCAAAGAAAAGCUCAUGACCCAAGCAGACCGGUUCAGUGAAGAAGAGAUCAAGCAGAUGUUUACAGCUUUCCCUCCAGAUGUGCGCGGUAAUCUCGACUAUAAGAACCUGUGCUAUGUCAUCACCCAUGGUGAAGAGAAGGACUAGGGGAGGGGGACCCCCCCAGGGUCUCCUCUGGAAGCACUUAGUGGCAAAGGUGAAAGGGAAAAGGAAGCCUCUACAGGAGACCCAAGAGAAGAAAAGUCCCCCCUCUGUCAUGUGGCUCAUCCCUAAAGAACCAAAAAUAAUAAUUAAAAAAAUGGAAAUGAG
Messenger RNA from Gracilinanus agilis (Agile Gracile Mouse Opossum), 669 nucleotides. It is a transcript of the gene MYL10, whose product is annotated as myosin light chain 10. Gene Ontology annotation, cellular component: cytoplasm; mitochondrion. The record is from RefSeq and is a predicted model, not a curated record. NCBI's taxonomy places the organism in Eukaryota, Metazoa, Chordata, Mammalia, Didelphimorphia, Didelphidae. Gene Ontology annotation, molecular function: calcium ion binding. The transcript is spliced from 6 exons. Bases 64 to 507 code for a protein of 147 amino acids.